AGAUUUCACCAACUUGACCCAGUGAUAGGCAGGUCAGUGCUCCAUGUUGCGGCGCUGCGUGGCACUGGGCACCAACUGGCUCUGACUGCAGCACACACACACACUCACACACACACAUGACUGUGGUUGUGAAUGGCCCCGACAGUUGGCACAUUUGGCACAGCGCGGGGAGUCACCGUCAUUCCGGGCACUGCUGCUACCUGCUGCAGACCGAGGCUGCGCUGCGUAACACCCAUGGGUGUCGCUACUGUGACCGUCUCGUGCAUCAGGACUGCUGAAUGUUGCCGCUUUGAUCGGUGCAGCUAUUUUCAGAGGCACUCGCGCGAGCUAUUUCGGAGCGAUUGGGAACGUGCAGACUGCUCGGGCGAUAAUCUGGAUUGAGGAGCGCUCUGCAGCAGACCCGGACCCGGAGCAGCAGUAGCAGAGGAGGCACGGAUGUGAUGCCAAAGCUGACCAGAAAGCACAAAGGUUCAAGUCAAGGAAAGAGAUCUGCUGGGUGUCCCCUCUGGAGAGGGAUCUGGACUGUGGUUCAGCGCAGCGAAAUGUAGCGCCUCACUGCCCUCAAAGCCGGAUUUGGAGACCUGCCUGCUCUCUACUCAUGAUUUCUCUGUAGUCUGGUCCAGGGGCAUCUGCUGCAGUCAUGUUUAGGAACAGCUUGAAGAUGUUGCUGACGGGAGGGAAGGCCAACCGCAAGAGUCGCAGCAGCGAUGGCGGCAGUGAGGACCUGGCAGACCCACGCUCGCCCAGUCUAGACCCUCACCUGAGCCACGUUGGCCAAGGUGGCAGCAUAGACAGCGACUGUGCCUUUGAGGGAGACUACGCCGUGCCCCCGCUCCACAUGACCGAGGGCAUGCAGCACAUUCGCAUCAUGGAGGGCGUGUCACGCUCGCUGCCCUCCUCCCCGCUGCUCACACACCAGACCAUCAGUGUCAGGCUGCAGCCAGUGAAGAAGCUCACAGCCCCUCUGCGGAAAGCAAAGUUUGUGGAGAGCCCUCGCAUUCCACAAUCAGAGCUUGGCUCCCCUACACACACCUCCACCACUGCCAAGAAUCCAGACCUGGACACAUACCGCCCGGGGGAGUCAAGCCAGGAGCUGGGCCCCCCUCCGUCGGUGGAUGAGGCAGCCAACACAUUGAUGACGCGCCUGGGUUUCCUUCUGGGAGACAAAGUGAGCGAGGGGCCGGCCGGUACCCAGUACAGCAUGGAGGAACCCGAGGCGAGACAGGGCCAGAACCAGAGGAUAAGUCCGUGCUCCACCCUGACAAGCAGCACUGCCUCACCCCCUGCAGGCAGCCCCUGCUCCACCCUCCCCCCUGCCAUGCCAGGCCAGGCAGGAAAUAAGGACUGUGCCUACGGUUCUGUCACCAGUCCAACUUCAACUCUGGAGAGCAGGGACAGCGGGAUUAUCGCCACACUGACCAGCUAUUCCGAGAACAUGGAGCGAGGCAGCAAAUACGGCGAGGGAUCCCGGGGAAACCUGAAACUGUGGCAGUCUCAGAAAUCAGGCAUGGACUCGUUCCUGUACAGGGUGGAUGAAAACAUGACCGCCUCCACCUACAGCCUCAACAAAAUCCCUGAACGCAACCUGGAGAGCAUGUCCUCCCACUCUGCCCACUCCAUCCCUCUGUACCUCAUGCCCCGCCCUAACUCUGUGGCCGCGACCAGUUCAGCCCACCUGGAGGACCUGGCAUACCUGGAUGAGCAGAGACACACUCCAUUACGCACCUCGCUGCGCAUGCCCAGACAGAGCACCACCUGCGGGCCGGGUCGCUCCGGGCAGGACCUGAGAGCUUCCGCUAAUAACACCCAUGCCUGGCAAUCCCAGUCACUGCGUUUUGCACCCUAUCGGCCUCAAGACAUCGCCCUCAAACCUCUGCUCUUUGAGGUGCCGAGCAUCACCAUGGACUCGGUCUUCACGGGUCGCGAGUGGCUCUUCCAGGAGAUCGACGCCCACCUCAACAGCCCCAACGCUAGCACCAACCGCGGCGUGGCGGUAGUAGGAAACAUCGGUUUCGGCAAGACCGCCAUCAUCUCCCGCCUGGUGGCGCUGAGCUGCCACGGCACCCGCAUGAGACAGAUCGCCUCCGACAGCCCGCAGGCCUCACCCAAACAUGGAGAGGGGCUUCCUCUCACACAGCCUCAGCCCACUCACGGCACCCUGGGAGGAGGCAGCUGCCCUGGGACCCCGGAGAUGAGGCGGCGUCAGGAAGAAGGCAUGAGGAGGCUGGCCUCUCAGGUGGUGGCAUACCAUUACUGCCAGGCAGAUAACGCCUACACCUGCCUGGUGCCGGAGUUUGUGCACAAUGUGGCGGCUUUGCUGUGCCGCUCGCCGCACCUCGUUGCCUACAGGGAGCAGCUGCUGAGGGAGCCACACCUACAGAGCAUCCUGAGUCUGCGCUCCUGUGUUCAGGACCCCCUCGCUGCCUUCAGGAGGGGAGUCCUGGAGCCUCUGGAUGCACUUUACAAAGAGAGGAAAAUCAACUCAGAGGAGGACCUCAUCAUCCUCAUCGACGGUCUGAAUGAAGCUGAGUUCCACAAGCCGGACUACGGAGACACCAUCGUGUCCUUCCUCACCAAAACCAUUAACAAGUUCCCUCCUUGGCUCAAACUGGUGGUGACAGUCAGAACCACGCUGCAGGAGAUCACCAACGCACUGCCGUUCCACCGCAUCUCUCUGGACGCUCUGGAGGAGAAUGACGCCAUAGACCAGGACCUGCAGGGCUACAUCCUGCACCGCAUCCACAGCAGCCCAGAGAUCCAGAACAACAUCUCGCUCAACGGCAAGAUGGACAACACCACCUUCGGAAAGCUCAGCGCCCACCUCAAGGCCCUGAGCCAGGGCUCCUACCUGUACCUCAAGCUCACCUUUGACCUCAUCGAAAAGGGCUACCUUGUGCUAAAAAGCUCCAGCUAUAAGGUGGUUCCAGUGAACCUGGCAGAGGUUUACCUGCUGCAGUGCAACAUGCGCUUCCCCACGCAGUCGUCGUUCGAGCGGGCGCUUCCUCUGCUCAACGUGGCCGUGGCCUCGCUUCAUCCGCUGAACGACGAGCAGAUCUACCAGGCCAUCAACAGCGGCUCACUGCAGGGCACACUGGACUGGGAGGAUUUCCAGCAACGGGUAGACAACCUGUCAGUCUUCCUGGUGAAGAGGAGGGACGGCACCAGGAUGUUUGUGCACCCGUCCUUCAGAGAGUGGCUCAUCUGGAGAGAGGAAGGAGAAAAGACGAAGUUCCUCUGCGAUCCGAGGAGCGGUCACACGCUACUGGCCUUCUGGUUCUCUCGGCAGGAGAACAAGCUGAACCGGCAGCAGACGAUUGAGCUGGGCCAUCACAUCCUCAAAGCACAUAUCUUCAAGGGUCUCAGCAAGAAAGUCGGGGUUUCCUCAUCUAUCUUGCAAGGCCUGUGGGUAUCCUACAGCACAGAGGGCCUUUCUGCUGCACUUUCUUCUCUACGAAACCUCUACACUCCCAACAUCAAGGUGAGCCGGCUGCUGAUGAUGGGCGGGGCCAACGUGAACUACCGGACGGAGGUGCUGAACAACGCUCCCAUUCUGUGUGUCCACGCUCACCUGGGCUACAUGGACAUGGUGGCUCUGCUGCUCGAGUUCGGCGCCUCUGUGGACUCUCCGUCUGAAAGCGGCCUCACGCCAUUGGGCUACGCUGCAGCUGGGGGUCACAUGGCCAUUGUGACAGCGCUGUGUCGCAAGAGAGCAAAGGUGGACCACCUGGAUAAGAACAGCCAGUGUGCUCUGGUUCAUGCGGCCCUGCGGGGUCACAUGGAGGUGGUGAAGUUCCUCAUCCAGUGUGACUGGAGCCUCGGCCCGCAGCAGCUGCAGCAGUCACCACAGAGCCAACAACAGGCGUCCUUCACCAAGAGCCACGCCGUCCAGCAGGCCCUCAUCGCUGCUGCCAGUAUGGGAUACACAGAGAUUGUGUCCUACCUGCUGGACCUGCCAGAGAAAGAUGAAGAGGAGGUGGAGCGAGCUCAAAUCAAUAACUUCGACACCCUGUGGGGGGAGACAGCUCUGACCGCCGCCUCUGGUCGGGGGAAGCUGGAGGUCUGUCGUCUGUUACUGGAGCAGGGAGCUGCCGUGGCUCAGCCCAACAGGAGAGGCAUCGUCCCGCUGUUCAGCGCAGUGCGGCAGGGACACUGGCAGAUUGUGGAUCUGCUUCUCACACAUGGCGCAGAUGUCAACCUGCCUGACAAACAGGGUCGAACUCCUCUAAUGAUGGCCGCCUCAGAGGGACACCUGGGCACGGUUGAGUUUUUACUAGCUCAAGGAGCCUCUCUGUCUCUGAUGGACAAAGAGGGUCUGACCGCUCUGAGCUGGGCCUGUCUGAAAGGUCACUUACCCGUCGUCCGCUGCCUGGUGGAGAGCGGAGCGGCCACCGACCACGCUGACAAGAACGGACGCACGCCCCUCGACCUGGCUGCCUUCUACGGCGACUCUGAAGUGGUCCAGUUCUUGGUGGACCACGGGGCCAUGAUAGAGCACGUAGACUACAGCGGGAUGCGUCCUCUGGACAGGGCGGUGGGCUGCAGGAACACGUCGGUGGUGGUCGCCCUGCUCAAGAAAGGAGCCAAGAUAGGUCCAGCCACAUGGGCCAUGGCCACCUCCAAACCCGACAUCAUGAUCAUCUUACUCAGCAAGCUCAUCGAGGAGGGGGACAGCUUCUACAAGAAGGGGAAGGUGAAGGAGGCAGCGCAGCGUUAUCAGUAUGCCCUCAAAAAGUUUCCACGUGAAGGCUUCAGCGAGGACCUCAAGACGUUCAGGGAACUCAAAGUAUCACUUUUCCUCAAUCUGUCCAGAUGUCGGAGGAAAAUGAACGACUUUGGGAUGGCUGAGGAAUUUGCUACAAAGGCACUAGAACUGAAACCAAAAUCAUACGAGGCAUACUAUGCCAGGGCACGCGCCAAGCGUAGCAGCAGACAAUUUCCUGAAGCCUUAGAGGACCUGAAUGAAGCCAUGCAGCAAUGCCCCAACAACCGGGAGAUCCAGCGGCUGCUCCAGAGGGUACAGGAGGAGUGUCACGAGCUCAACCAGGAGGAGAUCCAGCAGCAGGACCUAGAGCUGGAGCCUCCCCCCUCCCCUCCUCCUACGCCUCCCCCUGAAGACGAGGAGUCCCUGUCCUUGUCCCUGUCCAUGCCUCUCCCCCCUCCCCCAGAGCCACGACUGGAGGACAUGGAGCCCGUCCAAGACCUGUUUGAGGACGAGGACUACCUGGAGCAGGAGCUAGAGGCCAUGUCUGUGUGUCUGCCUCCUCCUGAGGGUCUCAGCAAUCCUACCAGCCUCCCCAUCAUUCAGAGCCCCCCACUGUCCCCCACACAUCCAGACCAGAUCUACCUAACUGGAGGUUCUCCCAUGGGCCAGCCCUAUGAGUAUCACCCCACCUCGUCCUCCAUGUCCUCUCCAACUCGAGGGUCAUACCAGCCAACAUCGCCCUCCCUCUCCCCGACACACCAAAACUCCCACUACCGCCACAGCCCACCUCACACCUCCCCCGUGCACCAGCAGUCCUACGGCUUCAGUUCGCCACCCAUGGGUUCUGGGGGUCAGGGGAUGGAUCACCAGAGCCCGCCGCCUUCCCCUUUACGUCGGGCAGCUCAGUACAGAGCCAGUCCGCCGUUAGAGAGUGUUUGUCUGUACAGAUCUCAGUCUGGGUCUCCUGUGCGCUACCAGACUGAGCAGCACCCAGGUAGACCCAAGUCCCCUCUGUCCAAGAUGAGCAGCCAGCGAUCGUUCCAGCUCAGCUCACAACCCUCUCUGUCCUCGCAGCACCACCAAGCCCAGGGCCUCCGUCUGCAGCCGUCUAUAGCCCAGAUCGUGCGCACGAACCAGCCCAGCAGCGUGAUGAGUAACAGCAUGUACGGGGGCCAGAUGGGGCACUCAAUGGGUGGGCGCUACCAGGGAGGAUCCGUGGACGUGGAGAGCCGUUUGGUGUACCAGCCCUCCUUGGAUGGGCGGUCUAUGCCCCAGGCUAGCCUCAGCUCUGGGGCCCUCUGUCAGCACGGCGGCCGAGGAGGGGUUAUGGAGUCGAGCCUGUUGAAGGACGAGUUACCCCAGCGCCCCUCCUCUGCCUACCGCGCCAGCAGCGGGGGCCCGGGGGGCAUCCGUUACAGCCAGACCCCUCAGAUCAGCCGCAGCCAGUCAGCCGCCUACUACCCUGUCUCUGAACAUGUGCUGGAACGCGCCAACGCCAUGCCCCCCUGCCAGCUGGGUUCUCCUGAAAUCCCCCAUAUGGUGCGGCGUCCCGUCAGUGCCAACACUACUGAGAUGAAGCAGCACGUGCCCACCCCCCGGCCCCUCAUCCACUCUCAGAGCGUCGGCCUUCGAUUCUCUCCUUCUAGUAACAACAUCUCAACUGGAUCCACCACGAAUCUAGCGCCGGGCUUCAGGCCGUCCUCGUCCAUUCAGCAGAUGGAGAUCCCCCUGCAGGCUACGUAUGAGCGCUCCUGUGAUGACAUCUCCCCCAUCUCUCCCUCCCAGGGCGGCGGUGGGUUGUAUCAAGGCGAGACCCGUUCCAGGAACACCCCGUUCAUGGGCAUCAUCGACAAGACAGCGCGGACUCAGCAGUACUUGCACCAGCCCACGCGGUCCAGGGGCAUGACGUCCAUGGACUCCGCCAUCAGCCCCACCUCCCCCGGCCAGCUGGUCCAGCAAGGCUCCACCUACAGCCCCCCCGCCUCGCUGGGCAACAUCGCCUACUACAACAAGACAAACAACGCCCAAAAUGGACACCUGUUGGAAGAGGACUACUACACCCAAACCCAGCCCCCCUCGCUGGGCAAGCUGGCCAACGGCUCCCGCGGCGGAGGGGACGUCAUGGAGCGCGUCAGCCAGGUGCCCACGUACCCGGACGUGAAGGUGGCAAGGACUCUGCCCGUGGCACAGGCCUACCAGGACAACAUGUACCGCCAGCUUUCACGUGACUCCCGGACCCAAGGCCCCACCUCCCCCAUCAAACCAAAGAGACCAUUUGUGGAGUCGAAUGUGUGAUGGCCGGCCUGUGAUUGGUCGGUUGGACUCAGUUUGUUGUUAAGAGUGAAAAGAGAAAAUAUAUUAGCUCAACCUGUGUGUGACACAGACAAACUCAUCUCAAAGAACUCAAGAGAGACGGAUCCAGGGAGAGAGAGAGACCACACAGCCGGCACACACAAUCACUUAGGGUAUUAGACAUUAUCUGAAAACAUAAACAAAGAGAACCAUUAUUUCAUUAUCAUACUCUGCACACAGGGAGGAGAACAGAGGGUUCCUACGUUCUGAAUCAAAGACCAGUGCACUUCCAAGAACGUUGCGAGGCACAAAGCUCCCACAGGUGAACACAACAGGUGGGACAGACAGUCAUCAUCGGACUCUACUCGUGGACUCUGUAUCCAUCUUCUGUUCUUUCAAAGUGUGCUCUUAACCAAGGUUGCUUGUAGGCUCUAUUCUAUGUAAUACAAUAUUAUAUGUUCAAUACUGUACAUUGCUCAGAAAAUACAAACAGCUCAACAACUCAGUACUUAGAGAAAAAUGACAAUAUUUAUAAUUAAGUUAUAUAUUGUACAUAGAAAUGAGACAAAACAUAGUUUGCGUUUGAAUUGUAUUCUGUUAACCCUGCCUUUGUGUCAUAUGGAUGUGAAAACUGAUCAGGGUGAGGAGUGAGGGACAUCGACCAACUUUGAAUGGAAUAAUUACCUCUGCUGUGUCAAAAUGAAUCAGACUGUGUUGUGAUUUAAUGCAAAAAAAAACGCUUUCAAUGCUGCACUCCCUUUCUUUUCCUGAUUUCAUUGAUGUUUUAGAGUAAACUAUCCAUCCAUCCUUUAUCCACACCGCUCAUCCUAUUUGGGGUUGACCUAACUAGCGUGUUUUUCAGACUGCUUGGAGGAAGCUGUGGCACCCUGAGGGAGCCCACGCAUGCACGGAGAGAACAUGAAGUGUCACACAGAGGUGGGGUUUGAACCAGGAGCCUUCUUGAUGCAAGGCAGCAGCGCUUACCACUGCACCACUGUGCAGCUAUAAUAAAAUAAACCCAGCAGAGUGUCCCACGGUGACAUCUUUGAAUGUCAUUUUUUACUUUUUUUUAUCCAACUAUUAGUUUAAAUCUGAAAGUAUUCUAUGCACAGUGAUGUAAAGAUGUAAGGCCUCACAAAAGAGAAGAAACAAGAAGAUCUUGUUCAAAAUUUAGUUUGAAAAUUAGUGAUUAAUAACCAAAUAGUUCGGCAUGAACUUCCUAUGAUUAAUUAGGGUACACAUUAUUUUGUGCUCCAACUUUAGAAGCACACGUACAAUUAUAAAUCUUACAAAGAGUGUCAGGGGGUGCACAAAGUUCUUAUUUGAAGAUACAGUCAGUAUAAUCCUUUUUAGUUAUGUUAUCAAUCAGGCAGCUGUGACACCUUCUACCUUCAUCACUACAACGUCAUCAUUUGAAAUAUCAGACAUAGGGAAAGUCUUGGUGAUGUCUGUUCUUUAAACCUUUAGACUUCCUGAUGUAUUUUAGUACUUUAUCCCAAAAUGGGUAAAAAAUGUUCCUGUUCCCGUCUGACGCUGCUCAUCCUGUAGAGCUUAGAAGAAGGGGAAUAAAACACUGAGUGCAUGUGUGCACUUUUUAAGACUUGAGCUUUAAGCUGCUGUUAAAAUUAUCGCACACAGUCACUACAACUGGUCUGCAUCUAAUGUGUUGAUUUACUCAUAUUCAACCAGUCUCUGCCUCAUCUUUGCGGUUCAAACUCCCCGUUAGUGGACAUCAUUGAGCGCUUAUCAAUCUGCUUGAAUACAGAAUUUAAAUAUACAAAGUUAGAGCACGAGUUGCUGUAGUUUUUGAGAAGCUUGUGGUUCUGCAGAGCUUCCUUUAAAGACAGAUUGCUGCAGUAAGCAUUAAGGCGUUCACUCAUCUGUAACAGUUUCUUUUGCUUCAGUGUGAAGUCAUCUCAAAGUGAAUGACUGGUUCAGUGAUUAUAAAACAACAUGGUCGGUGAUUGUGGAUCAAAGUUGGUCUUUGUCCCUCCUUCGUACACAGAGACACUGUAUGUUCCUCAGAGGGAGGCGUGAUGGAUUAACAUGGACAGUGCUCAGCCAUUAAAAGCAAGCAAAUGCAUACACGACCACUGUUACAGACGUCACCCUUUCUCCUGCUUUAUUUUGUGUCCUUUCUUUUUACCCACAAUGCAUUUUGAUUCCUCCACUUCUGCACUAAAAAUGCCUGUUAAGUUCUUAACUAAGGGUGCACUUUAUGUAUUUUUACUUACUUUUGUUGUUACGAUUGUUGAAUCUGGAGAAAGUGGGUGUGUGAUCAGUCAGAGCUCUGACCGGUGAUAGACUAUCAUGAGACAUAAUAAUCUAUGAUUUACAAAAAGCAGUGAUGAAUGACAAUAUGAAGAGCAAACAAUGUUUUUCAACUGGUGAAGAUGUAUAGACUUUCUAGCACAAGAUGUAAAUACUGACUCAAGAUAUUCCUCUCAGUCCAACGCGGGUUCAAUAGAUCAUAUUUAAUUAUUCUACAUCAUAAAAAAAUAUCCAUAUAAGUACUUUAACUCUAAAUUAACCAGUCUAAUCCACUGGUCUUGCACACAUGUUAAAAUAAAGUCAAAUCUACUGCAAAAAAAUAAAGGUUCAGUCCUAAGAAGCUCCAUAUUUUGAGUUUGGAUGUUAUAGAAAGUGGAAAAAUGAGAGUAUUCAAGUUGUUUGUAUAUGUGGGGAGAGUUAUGGACCAUUUGUCUGUAACAUUUUAUUUUGAUUUCUCUGCUAAAGAAUAUCUAAAGAGCGAUAAACCCUCCUGUUUCACCUGCUCCCAGAGAGAUGCCCUGCUUAUCUUUACAGAAAUGAAGGUAUAAACUGUACUAUACUUAAUUUAAUCCAGAGGGUGUAUGGUUUUAAGCUGUGUGUGUAUAUUAGUUUGCUGUAAAUAGUCUGAUGCAUGUUCUAUUCUUUCCAUGAGCUCAAGCAGAAACAUGUAUAGCAGUGUUCUGGCUCUGGUGUGUGUGAUCCGAUGAUAAGGAGACUGCUAGCCCUGAACUAUCCUUAUCGUUUUCCUUCAAACCUCACCGGGCGAAAAGCGAAAGGUUCUUUUCUUUUCUUUUAAUGUGUUUGCUUGCUGAGCAGAGUUCUCUUGUCUGUAAAUGUGAGCUUUCAGAUCGCUGUGAUAAAAAGUUUAAUUAAAAACAAUAAAAAAGAAUGUGUUUUUA
Molecule: messenger RNA, 10164 nt
Organism: Notolabrus celidotus (New Zealand spotty)
Lineage: Eukaryota; Metazoa; Chordata; Actinopteri; Labriformes; Labridae
Gene: tanc2b
Product: tetratricopeptide repeat, ankyrin repeat and coiled-coil containing 2b
Exons: 31
Coding region: 641-6997 (2118 amino acids)
Biological process (GO): regulation of dendritic spine morphogenesis
Cellular component (GO): dendritic spine
Molecular function (GO): protein binding
Source: RefSeq, a predicted model, not a curated record